Gallus gallus (chicken) is the source of this 4541-nucleotide messenger RNA. RefSeq names its product RNA binding motif protein, X-linked like 1 (gene RBMXL1). Gene Ontology annotation, molecular function: RNA binding. Gene Ontology annotation, cellular component: spliceosomal complex. The transcript has 10 exons. The coding region runs from base 439 to 1596 and encodes 385 amino acids. The record is from RefSeq and is a predicted model, not a curated record. Gene Ontology annotation, biological process: positive regulation of mRNA splicing, via spliceosome. Lineage: Eukaryota; Metazoa; Chordata; Aves; Galliformes; Phasianidae.
GCGGUGUCGGGCUGGUAUCCAUUCAGACUAUCGUGUUGUGUAGGCCUCGGCUUUGACUAAGUAUUGGUGUACUUAAAAUAACGUAAAAGAUUGAGGUUAAUUUUGAAUGUUGACCCACCUGACUUUAAACUUAACGUUUUGGUUUUAUCUUAACGCUACUCGUAUUUAUUGAAAUAAUCAGUGAGACACUGAGCCCUAAGAUUACCAUCAAGGGCAAAAAGGCAGUAAGCUUAGCUUUUCAGUGUUUGCCACUGUCGAUGCUGGAGCAGUUCUCAUCAGAGCCCUGCUUUGUUUUUUGGAUUAGAGUCCUUCUACUGGAAAUAACUGCUUCAACCUCAUAGUUAUUCUCUUUCCCUUUAUGCAUAACGUCUCUUCUUUUGGCAUUUUGUUCAAAGAAAAUUGGCUUGAAUUUGAGGAGGAGUCUCUUGUAUCGUCAAAAUGGUUGAAGCAGAUCGUCCCGGGAAACUGUUCAUCGGAGGCCUGAACACAGAGACAAAUGAGAAAGCCCUCGAGGCUGUAUUUGGCAAAUAUGGACGCAUUGUGGAAGUCCUCCUGAUGAAAGAUCGUGAAACCAACAAGUCAAGAGGAUUUGCUUUUGUAACGUUUGAGAGUCCAGCAGAUGCUAAAGAUGCUGCCAGAGACAUGAAUGGAAAGUCAUUAGAUGGGAAAGCAAUUAAAGUGGAACAAGCAACCAAGCCAUCCUUUGAAAGUGGUGGUAGGCGUGGGCCACCACCCCCUCCACGAAGCAGAGGUCCUCCCAGGGGCCUUAGAGGUGGAAGAGGCGGAAGUGGCGCGAGAGGACCACCUUCAAGAGGGAGUCACUUGGGGUCUUCUCGAGGGCCUCUUCCCAUGAAGAGAGGUCCACCUCCACGAAGUGGAGGCCCUCCACCUAAAAGAUCUGCACCUUCGGGACCAGUGCGUAGCAGUAGCAUGGGAGGAAGAGCUCCUGUGUCACGUGGAAGAGACAGUUACGGUGGUCCUCCACGCAGAGAACCAAUGCCGUCACGAAGAGAUGUCUACAUGUCUCCAAGAGAUGAUGGCUAUAGCACUAAAGAUGGUUACUCGAGCAGAGAUUACCCCAGUUCCAGGGACACACGGGACUAUGCACCACCUCCGCGUGACUAUGCGUAUCGUGAUUAUGGUCAUUCCAGUUCACGUGAUGAAUACCCCUCCAGGGGCUAUAGUCUUUCCUCUUACAGCGAUCGUGAUGGAUACGGUGGUGGACGUGACAGAGACUACUCAGAUCAUCCAAGUGGAGGUUCCUACAGAGAUUCGUAUGAGAGUUAUGGUAACUCACGUAGUGCUCCACCUGCACGAGGGCCCCCGCCAUCUUAUGGUGGAAGCAGUCGAUAUGAUGAUUACGGCAGCACACGUGAUGGAUAUGGAAGCCGAGAAAGUUACUCAAGCAGCAGAAGUGAUGUCUACUCAAGUGGCCGUGAUCGUGUUGGAAGACAAGACAGGGGUCUUCCCCCAUCCAUGGAAAGGGGCUAUCCACCUCCUCGUGAUUCAUACAGUAGUUCAAGCCGCGGAGCACCCAGAGGUGGUGGCCGUGGCGGAAGCAGAUCUGACAGAGGUGGAGGCAGAAGCAGAUACUAAAAACACUCUUAACUUUUUUUGGACCAAGACAUUACUUCUCAAACAAAUUAAAAAAAAGUGGAAGUUCUAUCUUUACUACCAGAGGACUACUAAAAGGAAAAGUUGUUUUUACCUUUUUUUAUUGUUGCCUGUUAAGUUUUCCCCUCCAUGACUUUUAUGCUUUUGUGAAGAAAAGUUAAACCAGUGUUUAAUUUCAUUUCAGAAUUGUUAACAUUUCUUUCAAAAGGCAGAUGUUAAAUGUAUAAAAUUUGAGCUGUGUACUAGUGUUGUAAUUUCCAAAGUAAAGUUUCCCUGAAAUGCCACACUUCCCAUCUGACUUUCCUCGUGAACGGAACAAGCAGUUCUUAAGAUCUUCCACAUAACAUCCAACUAUCUAAUAUGGAGCUGGAUUGUUCUACAUAUUCAGCAUCUCAUUCUUAAAGUAUUGUUUGUGAUGUGGAGGGUGGUGGGGAUGUUCCACAAAAAAGUUCAUUUUUGUCUAGAAUUUCAAGUCAGUGUUCCCUGAAGUCAGUGUUCCCAGUAGAAAAUGCCUUCAGAUCCUUGUGUUUAAAAAAAAAAAAAAGUCACUCCACCUGAAAAAACACGUGGAUAAUACUAUUUUUUGCCUUCCUCCUGUUUCAUGGGGAGUUUAAAAAGUUCUCCCCAUCAAAUGAACCAUGUACAUGUAAGUCAGCUACAGUAUACUGUUUAAAAAAAAAUUAAAAAAAAAAUAAAAAAGUUUGACCAAUUCAUCAAAGAAGCUACAAAGCCAUGCUUACUCAUACUGUUUCAAAUUUUUGCAACUCUGUAGUGUUUCACUUUUAAAGGAACAUCUUUGAUUCCAAAGGAGAAAAUAAGAUAAGCAAAGAAGUCUUUCUCUCCAACUUCUCAAAGGCUUAUGGCUUCCUAAAAACAAGUGAAACUUUCAGCAUUCCACAGCUGAUUUAAAGCAACAAAUGCCUGUGAAACAGCAAAGAUGGUAAGCAAAGCAAACUAGUUUUUCAGUCUAAGUCAAAAUUGAACCAAGUUUCUUCCUCUAGUACGGUAAAACAAGCUGCACGUCAUGGCAAUGGAAGUGCUGUCUAGAUUUAAAAAAAUAAGGAAAUGAAAUACUUCAAUACAUUAGAAGUUCUCAAAAUUCAACAUUUCUUCUUGGAUAAAAGAGUUUAUGGCACCAGUUUUGAAACUAAAGAUAAGAAUGCAGCUCGCUGUAGACAGAAUACUGUGAAGUAGGGUUGGGAGGGGGUAUUUUGUGCCCAGUAUCUCAGUGAAGAUGCUCAAACAGACUGCGUGUACUGUUACUUUAAGAAAAUUAAAAGACUUGUGAAAUCAGGAAUUGGUUUAGGUUGACAGAUACCGUCUCAGCUAUUGGGAGUUUGAAGCAAGCCAUUGCGAACUUGACAUUUAGUUGGAUGCCUGACUGUUCAGUUUUGACACAGCAUUACAGGGAUACCUGGUACAUGUGGCAGAACCUGUGACGAGUUAAGACUCAGGUAAAGCCAUGAAGUUCAAAUGAUGCUCUUGAAUAUAGUAUACGUGAAGACCUCCAACUAAAAGCAAAACCAAAGCUUUUUACUUCUGUUUAGUCCUCAGUAUGUUUGGUCGUUCAACUUAUGGAUUUAACAUGGCAGUGCACCAUUGAAAAGGAAUGAGAAUCCAUAAGCCAUGCAACCAGUCACUAAGUCAUUCCAGUCCAUUCCAGACCAGUGAAUCCUCCACCACUUAAAAGAGAAGUAGUAAAACUUGAAACAGACUAAUCUGCAAACCCAAGCUUGUGACUCUUGAAAUGGGGGGAAGUGCUAUAGAUGGACUCGUGCAGUAAAAUGUAUUUUUCUCAGCUUGCUUUAUUUUGAUUACAGGAUGAUAACUUCUGGAAGAUGCUUCGGAAGUAAAGCAGCUUCGUCUGGUUUGGUGGCAGAGAUGAGUGAUGCCUGUACUGAUAGAUCAGACUAGAAGAAGGCAGUGCAGCAAUGGAUAUGCACUGGAAAAAUGAAGAACAACAAAAUGCAGCUGGCAAAAGUUGACUUUUGAGUGUGGUGUCACCCAGUAUCUGUUUCAGAGAGUUGUGUUACUAUUUAAGGAAUUUUCUUUGAAAGUAGCCCAUCUGAUCUCUUACAUCCAAGUGUUUCUUAGAUGAAAAUCAGUUGUCUCCUGUAGCUUACAUCUUCCAAGAGCCAGGAGUCUUAUUUCUAUGCAGUAAACAUGCAUCAGUAAAUUCUGAAGCAGAAAAAUACUCAGGGUUCCUCUUUACACGCAUUGCUUUUCCUCUUCCCUAAAAGAAGAGCCAGUUAUAGGAAAGUGAGUUAUAGUCCUCUAAAAUGCAGAGGACUAAAUAGCUCCAAAUUCUUCCUCACCAAGAGACCAGCAGGAGUUUUACAGUAUUGUUACUUGAAAAUUUCCUAAUUGUCCUAGCCUUGUGGAUUAGAGGAAGAAGGCAUUGAUGUAGUGAGGCAGUACAAGUGAUGAGUUACCAGAAUGAUCAGUGGUCUUAUGUUUACUAGGUUCUUAGAAAGCUCCAGCAGGUGCCAGCAGUGUACAUCCUAACAAGUGCACAAUUCCAUAGAAACAAGAUGUUUUCUUCAAAAUACUGCCUCGGUUUUGAUGUGUUUUUAACCUAUCUGUGUGCUGAUUUGCCAGCACACACGAGAGUAAUGCUCAGACAUGAGUACUUGAUACAGAAAACUAACCAGAUUGGCAGAGGUACUUAGUUAAGGCUUAUAAAAUUUAUACUAUUUCUACAGUAGACAUAAAUGUAAAUACCUCUCGGUUUUUCAGUGAGUAACUAAUAAAGAAAAAGCAUGUGUACCCUUUCAAGGACGUUAAAGCUAUGUCUGUUUUUUGGGUUAAGAGUAUCACUUUCAACUUCAGCUAAAAAUUGCAGAUACUAUGAGUAAAUUGCCUCUAAAUAGGAAAAUGGAUAAAACUGCAGUAUUUUCCAGCGUUAAUAAAUGAGUUGUUAAAUAAAA